CUUUGCGCAGCAGCUUGAAUGGGACAAAAGGGAUAUGCCAGCCUGCCUGUCUACCACCAAUGUGCACGUGGCUGCAAACUGGAAGAUCUGAGUUCCAUUCUGGAUUGUUCUGCAUUUUUUUUCUUUUCUGUCCUGCACAGGCACAUGUGCAUAAACAUAUGCUUACUGUGCAGCAAGUGAUAUCCUUAGAGGGCCGGGGGUGCCAUCUCUGAACACCCAUGCCAUAUCCAGGCUGCAUUCCUGUUGGAUCAUUGACGCAAAAGAGGAAAGGAAGGGAUUUCUCCUCCAACAGAGGAAGAUUCAAAGCACUCCCAGAUGUGUUUUUUUUUUUUACAUCAGCUCCAUUUGGCUCUUGAGGUGUCUGCCCUGUCUGUGACAACUCUCCUCUUCUCAACAGUUGAACCAUCUGACUUGUCUGUGUGUGCGUUUGUGUUAAACAGUGAAGCUGUCGGUAGAUUGGACACCAGAGACCAGGAGACGUACACCAUGCGGACGCUGCUUUCCAUUUGGCUUCAUGUACUUGCUUAUGUCAGACUACUCCUGCUAGCGACGGAUGUCUUGGCUUCAAUUAAAGACGUAAACCAGGAGAAGUGGGAGAAGGACAUCAGGUCAGCAUCGAGCUUGGAUGAGCUGCUCAUGUUGACUGACUUCCCAGACUGGAAGCUGUGGAGGUGUAGGCUUAAGCUGAAGCACACUGACUCAAGCUCAUUUCCAGAAUCGCGUUCUGCCUCAGUGGUAUCACACAGAUUUACACGCUUUGCUGCCAACUCUUACAGCCUGGAGGUACUCAAAGCCAUUGAUGAAGAGUGGCAGAAAACGCAGUGCAUGCCCCGGGAGACGUAUGUGGAUGUGGCUCAGGAGCUUGGGACUAGCAACGACAUGUUCUUCAAACCUCCAUGUGUCUCAGUGUUCAGAUGUAGCGGCUGCUGCAACAAAGAGGGGGUCAUGUGCCGCAACACCAGCACCACCUAUGUUGAUAAAAUAGUUCUGAGUGUGGUGCCGUUUAAAUAUGGGCCUGAGCCGAUGCUGAUCAGAGUAGCUAACCACACGGAGUGUAAAUGCCAGGAACCACAGAUGAUUCGCAGACAUGCUCUGCCCCACAGGAAGAGAGGGUGUUUUCCCAUUCGCCAGGCAGAAGAUUCCAGACGACUAUGUGACCAAGGGCUCAUAUGGGACUGCAUGGAGGAUCGGUGUGUACCUUAUCCUUCUAGCAAACAAGAAUUUCCCUCCAACACAAAGGCAGACGAUUGUGAAAUUGAUAUUGAAAAAUGUGAAUGUAUUCCCAAAGAACUGACAUCUACAAGAAAAAAUCCAUGUUCGUGUGCUGGCAGGAGAAGGCAAUUCAACCAUACAUCAUGCAGUUGCAAGAAAAAAUGAAACGUUGCACAUGGUGCAGACAUGAAAUCUUGGACAAUCUUCUUCUUCUGGAGCUGCGACUGAACAUACAUUCUAAUUUAUUUACACCCUUAUUUAUAACACUACCUUAUGCGCAUGAGUAUAACAUUUAACCCCCCUUUUUUCACAACUGUGGUAAAUUACAUAACAUAAUUUUUUUUUUUAAUAAAUAAAUACUCCAGUUUACUCAUGAUAGGCAAAUAAUAUACUGGUUCCCAUGCACUGAAUAUAGCAAAAUCUAAUAAACGUUUUACUAUAAAAUGUUUUCCAUAAAAAGUGGUAUGUAAUUUAAUUUGAUGCAUGAAAAGUAUGUUGUGGAUGUGCAUAUGUUACAAUAUAUGGUAUUUAAUAAUUGUGUCCAUACUGUAGUAAAUUUAAACUAUUGUUUAAAAAAAAAAUUUAUGUUGUAAUUAACAAGGAUUUUCAUAUUGAGUUGCGCAAAAUGCAAAAUAUGAUUUUCAUAUUGAGUUGCGCAAGAUUUUCAUAUUGAGUUGCGCAAAAAGGAUUUUCAUAUUGAGUUGCGCAAAUAUGAAAAUCAACAAGGAUUUUCAUAUUGAGUUGCGCAAAAUAUGUAUUUUAUUUGGUGAUAAAAUACAUAUUUUGUAUUUUUUAUGGAUUAAGUGAUUUUAAAAAGUUAGAUUUUCAGUGUAGAAUCAAGUCUUUGCAGAUUAUUAUAUUAUUUUAUAAUGAUGGGACAUAAGUGAUCACCUGUUUGAUGUAAAGCCAUAUUUAUGACUGAAAGGUUUUGGAGUUACUAACCAGCAUUUGUCAGUGACAAAUGUGUAAAGGUUUAUUGUUUAAUUUUGUGGUUUCUUGCUUUACCAUUUUUUGAGAGGAUUUUGAGAGUAGUAAAAUACCUUCUUGUACAUAUCUGUUAAUUAUAUCUAUAGAUGUACCUAGGAUACCCUAGUUUUAGCCCUCAUGUAACACUACAACAAACUUUGUUUCAAUUAAUAAAGCCUGAAAAA
Messenger RNA from Clarias gariepinus (North African catfish), 2363 nucleotides. It is a transcript of the gene vegfd, whose product is annotated as vascular endothelial growth factor D. Gene Ontology annotation, molecular function: chemoattractant activity; growth factor activity; vascular endothelial growth factor receptor 3 binding. Lineage: Eukaryota; Metazoa; Chordata; Actinopteri; Siluriformes; Clariidae. The transcript is spliced from 8 exons. The record is from RefSeq and is a predicted model, not a curated record. Gene Ontology annotation, biological process: sprouting angiogenesis; positive regulation of protein phosphorylation; positive regulation of endothelial cell proliferation. Gene Ontology annotation, cellular component: membrane. The coding region runs from base 316 to 1377 and encodes 353 amino acids.